AUGUCUGGUCAAUCACCAAUCCCUAUCAUCCUUUGCGGAAAGACCGAGUUUAUUGGUCAGAGAGUCAUUGAGGCAUUGAAACCUGAGAUUGAAGUUGUCCACUUCAUUCUUCCUGGAGAGUCAGGGAAGCUGAUCAUCCCCGAACUCCUCCGCGGCAACCCUCCACCCUCUCACCCCGACACGAGCAAGCUUGGGUCAGGAAAUUACACGCGAAUUCCCGAGGCAGUGGUAUUAGGUGGCGCGUUCGAGGAAACAGAUAUAAAAGCAUUGCGCAAUGCUGUGAAGGCUGUGGAUGGGACGCACGGUGUGGCAUGGGUUCGUCAGGAUAGUACCCAGCCUGCACCUCCAGUUACAUCGCCUGAGUACCCCAAGCUUAUGACGAAAAGGACAAAAGAGUCAAUCAUUCGGCUGCACAAAGACGCCAAGUUGGACGGAACACAUGAUAGGAUCGAGUGGUAUUGA
Fusarium venenatum is the source of this 462-nucleotide messenger RNA. RefSeq lists its product as uncharacterized. The record is from RefSeq and is a predicted model, not a curated record. NCBI's taxonomy places the organism in Eukaryota, Fungi, Ascomycota, Sordariomycetes, Hypocreales, Nectriaceae.